This is a messenger RNA of Oryzias latipes (Japanese medaka), 1503 nucleotides long. RefSeq names its product N-acetyltransferase family 8 member 3. The record is from RefSeq and is a predicted model, not a curated record. Gene Ontology annotation, molecular function: N-acetyltransferase activity. NCBI's taxonomy places the organism in Eukaryota, Metazoa, Chordata, Actinopteri, Beloniformes, Adrianichthyidae.
CAAUCUGUAGCUUAAGGCGCAGUGCUGCAGCAGCGUUGAGACCUUCAGUCUGAGCAAUUGACGGGGGGAAAAGAGUCGGCAUGGCCCCGAAAAUUAACUUUGAGUUCUCCAUCCGGAAAUAUGGGCCUUCUGAGGAACGUGAGGUCUUGGCGCUCUUUCGGGAUGGGAUUCUCGAACAUGUGUACCCGGCGUUUUUUAGGGCCAUGAGUAAUGUGGACCACCUUGGGCUUACUCUGAGUAUCUCCAUGGCCGGAUAUGUGCUCGGUGGGAGCUCCUACUUCCAAGCUUUCUUCUUUGGCUUUGCAUGGGCUGGCCUCAUUUAUUCCUGCUGCCACGAAAUCUACAACAGCUACAUGAUGAGGAGGCUAAACACAGAUAUGGCCGACAUCGAAAGCAGCUACCUAGAAAACCCAGAUAACGGCUUCUGGGUGGCAGAAGCAGACGUCAACGGUCAGACCAGGGUGGUGGGGAUCAUGGGGGUGAUGGGGAAAAGCGAAGAGGAGCACGGCGAGAGGUUCAAUGACUGGAACGGAGGUGUGAGCGGCUCUGAAAUCGGCCAAGACACCGUGGACGGGAGCUUCGGAGAGGUGUGCCAUCUGGUGGUGGCGUUCCCGUGGCGCCGCAAGCAGCUGGGGUCGCAGCUGACUCGCAAAGCUUUGGAAUUCUGCAAAGAGCGAGGGUUCACCCGGCUCGCCGUGGACCUCAGCUCACCGCAGACGGCGGCCAUUUCCAUGUACCAAAAAUUAGGCUUUGUUCAAACUGCGUCCCACAGCAACACUCACACCAAUAAGUGGUUCUCCAAACUAGCCCGCAUAAAUGUGGUGCACUUAGAGAAAAUCAUUUGAAUAAAAGAAAGCAGAGACUUUAGACCCCUGACACAUGCUUUUGCGUCCAACAUAAAAGUUAAUUUAUGGUUUUUCUUCUUUCAAUGCAGAAGAAAAUCUCCAGUGUGACAUCACCCUUGACUCACCGUCAGUGUUAUUCAAAGGAAAAAGCAUGAAAUUUCCCAUAAAGAAGCCUUGCUAUCCUUAGUUUUCUUGUAUUUUUUUUCUUGCCUUGAUCUAUUAUGUACAUACCUGCACUCCACUCUGUCUAUUGAACAACUUGUUGAUUUUUUUUUCUAAAAUCAUAUUAGCUGUUGUUUGCCAAUGCAUGAAAAAUAAGUCUCUUAAACGUUUAACUGAUUAUAGGGAAUGAGGCGUAAUCCCCUUUCAAUAUUUGCUUUGUUUGGACGGAGCUGCAUGAAAACGUGACAGGAAAGAUGCAGUCGUCUGAAAGCAGGUGAACUUUUUUCCCGGGAAAAGUUGAGUCCCUCUGCCUGAGAGGAAUUAAUGCCAGCUGACUCGUAAGACCCCGCAACUCUUUGCUUAAAAUACCAAUGGAAAAUGCAGUAGCUUCAGGAUAAAGAGAGGUUUAAAAUUCUUUGGAGCUGAAAUCUCACAUGUGCACGAGAAGAGAACAAAGACUUUCAGGUCAUCUUGAAUAAAGCAAAUGACCAUCAAA